Molecule: messenger RNA, 1658 nt
Organism: Annulohypoxylon truncatum
Lineage: Eukaryota; Fungi; Ascomycota; Sordariomycetes; Xylariales; Hypoxylaceae
Exons: 1
Coding region: 172-1431 (419 amino acids)
Source: RefSeq, a predicted model, not a curated record
GAUAAAUUCGAAAUCCUUUGACGUGUCGUUAACCAGGAACCGAACAAGAAACAAUAUCGAGUUAUAGUAAUCUGGCUUGGUAUAGACUAGUUCUAUUCUCAAAUUCAAGAAUAUCUAGUCAGUAUUCCUGUCUAGUAGCGUUACCGCACAAUAUCAAAAUCCUAGCCUAUCAUGGACGAUCAAUUCAACGGCCGCACCGAUGACGAUUUGUUUGCUGACGACUUCGAACCCGUCGAGGCCCAACAAGACGCUUCAGCAACAAUAAGCGGCAAAGAGGCGCGACCAGUAGCUAAGAAUGAGUCGCAUCCCGUGGGUUCUGCGGGACCUCCUGCCUCGGCCGUUCAGUCUGCUCCUGCCCAACAUGCGCCCCGAUCUCUAGACCAGUCGCGACAUGCGAACACAAAGCCAGCCCCAUCAUCGUCGUCGCCACACCACCACCAGCGCCCGCGCAAACACUCCCCAAAGCCAGCAGCCGCAGCCGCAGUAGCAACCCCUCCCGAGUCCCCUCAUGAUUCUCCGCACAAGCCCGCCAGCAUCAGCGGGGGCGGCGACAGCACCUCGAACCCCAACCCCAGCCCCCUCAAUAGUAACAACGGCAACAACAACGGUGCCGGCAAGAAAGGGCAGUCGACGUCGCCGGCGAAGCCCGGGCAGAACACGGCGCUCGCGGACCGACUGGCGUCGGGCGCGAACCCGCGCACGAAGCUGACGGACUCGGAGCUGGCGGCCAAGAUGGAGCAGAUGCGGUUGCUGGCCGCGGAGAAGACGCGCCGGUUCGAGCAGGCGGAGCGCGACAGCCGCUCGCACGCGGUCGCGUACGAGAAGGGCAUGGAGGAGGCGCGCAAGCGGCGCGCGGAGGACGUCGAGCGCCGUCGCAAGGGCGCGGAGGAGCGCCGCCGCAUGGACGAGGAGCGCGCCGCGAACCGUGAGCGCAAGCUCAAGGCCAUGGGCGCCAAGGAGGGCGGCAGCUGGGACGAGGGCAAGACCCUCGAGGAGGAGAGGGAGCGACGCGCCGGAUUCCGCAGCGCAAACGGCGGCAUACGUGGUGCGCGUAACACCGGUGGGAUCGCUGGGAGCAGGUUUGCCGAGAGGGAUGGCGAUGCGGUGCCUAGGGAAUUUGGGUUCGACGAUUUUAGAGGGCGGGGACGCGGCGGACGCGGGAGAGGAGGCUCGAGGGGUGGUGGGAGAGGUGGUAGAGGCGGAUUCAAUAAUGAGGGUAGACCGUCAACGACGCAAAACGGCAACGCGCCCCAGCAACAGAAGGCAGCUCAGGCUCCUCCCGCCGUAGAGGACUUCCCAGCUCUACCCACGCCCAAGAAGCUGGACACUACGACCAAAGCAGCGGACACGUCCGCCCUAUCGCCGAGCUUGAACUCGCCGCCUAUCGGGAAAUGGGAUGACGAAAUGGCGGCGCUUGAUGACAAAGCGUAGAGUUAGUUACAAAGGUGUUCUGAUCUUGAUACGGCGCUGCGUGGCGUGCAUGACAUUGCUAUUACGGGCUUAGGAUGGGAAUUUGUACUGUUAUUGUAAGGUAUCGGGGAUGAAUUGCACAGAGACGGACGCAUCACCAUUAUUACAGGCUCAGGCGACGCACACGCCCUCGCUAAAGCAUAUACGAGCAUUAGAGAUACCAAAAGAGCGUUGAAAUGAGAAAAAAG